Polyodon spathula (Mississippi paddlefish) is the source of this 2018-nucleotide messenger RNA. RefSeq names its product caspase 7, apoptosis-related cysteine peptidase (gene casp7). NCBI's taxonomy places the organism in Eukaryota, Metazoa, Chordata, Actinopteri, Acipenseriformes, Polyodontidae. The transcript is spliced from 7 exons. The coding region runs from base 199 to 1125 and encodes 308 amino acids. Gene Ontology annotation, biological process: apoptotic process; proteolysis. Gene Ontology annotation, cellular component: cytoplasm. The record is from RefSeq and is a predicted model, not a curated record.
ACAAGUGUGUGCCUGUCGCUUUAAACUCUGAGGCUCUACAGUAAGGAAGUUUAGUGCAUUCUAUGUUUUCGUUUUCUUCCUGUUCGUUUCACUGUGACUGGCCCUUGGCUGAAAUCGAAAGAGCAUUUGAAAUAAAAGUUUGUUAGAGACACCGGUACUUGAGUUGAACUAAAACUCAAAGACAAACUAAGAGAGAAAAUGGCGGAUGAGUCUUCUGCUCCCCAUAGAGAGGAGGAGGUCGAACCAAUGGGAGAUACAACCGAUGCGAAGCCGGACAGAAAAGGAAGGUUCUCUCUGUUUGGAAAUAAGAAAAAGGAUGGCCAAGGUCUGGAGCAGGACCCCUCUUCUGACAGUCAUAACAGAAUUGUUUCACGGGCCUUCCAGUAUAAGAUGAACUACAAGAGGCUUGGGAAGUGCAUCAUUAUCAACAACAAAAACUUUCAUGUGAAAACAGGCAUGACAGUACGGAACGGCACAGACAGGGAUGCUGGAGAACUGUUUAAGUGUUUUAAAACAUUGGGCUUUAAAGUUUGUAUUUACAACGACCAGACGUGUCAAAACAUGGAGAAGCUGCUCAGAGAUGCCUCGGAGGAAGACCACAGUGACAGUUCAUGCUUUGCCUGCAUCCUUUUAAGCCAUGGCGAGGAAGGCAUGAUCUAUGGCACGGAUGGAGCAAUGCCAAUCAAGACUGUGACCUCCCUGUUCAGAGGAGACAUGUGCAAGAGUCUUGUGGGCAAACCCAAACUCUUCUUCAUUCAGGCAUGCAGGGGCUCUGAAUUUGAUAAUGGCAUUCAGACUGAUUCCGGACCUCCAAAUGAAUCCUUGGAAACAGAUGCCAACCCUCAGCACAAAAUUCCAGUUGAAGCCGACUUUCUUUUUGCAUAUUCCACAGUGCCAGGCUACUACUCCUGGAGGAACCCGGGACAGGGCUCCUGGUUUGUCCAGGCCCUCUGCAACGUCUUGAGUGAAUACGGGAACCAGCUGGAGAUCCUGCAGAUUCUAACCAGAGUCAACUACAUGGUGGCUACCAGCUUCGAAUCAUGGUCUGAAGACCCUCGCUUCAGUGAGAAGAAGCAGAUACCCUGUGUGGUGUCCAUGCUCACGAAAGAACUCUACUUUAGCUAAUGCUGAAGUUGACCAUUAGUUGGUCGCACAUUCAGGGAGAUUAUAAUACAGCUCAGCUUCUUCAGUGGCACGUAAAGUGCAAAAUAGUCUGUUGCCCUUGAAACUUGUCACAUUGACCUUUGCAGACAGGUAGCAUUUUUAGAAUCAUUUCCCAGUUAAAUGGGAUUCAGCCAGUUUAAGCAUCACGACACAAUAUUGAUAUAUAUACUUCUUCGUGCAUGAAUUACCACUUCUCACAAUCCCCUGGUGGGCAAGAGGGGAUGAAUUAGUGCAGAAUAAACCGUGAAUUUGUUGGGAAGGGAGGGAAGGGAAAGGGGAACCUUAAUGUUUUUAAAUUAUGAGGAAUUAAGAGGGCUGAAUUCAAAAAUAAUUACUUUAUUAUUUCAGCUGCCAAACCUUACAGCAAGUAAGAGAGAUUUUUUAGCAUCAGUAUAUUUUGUUUUUCAGGGAGCAAGUAGUAAUUUGUUUUCUGUACAGUAACAUGUUAAUUCCUCAUGCCAUGUUUAAUUAUUCAUGCCUCUGUUUCUGUUGACUCGGUUCAUGAACCCUGAUAUUUACAAUAUUGCACAAUAUUCAGUCUUAAUCCCUAACAUUUUGUUCUGUUUUCAGUCACGAUCAGUAUAUUCGCAAUCAUAAUAAUAAACUUUGAAGGUUGAACUGUCAAUUUUUUAAAUGGUAUUUGUUUUAAAUUUGUUUCCGUUUAAUUAAAAAAAAAAAAAAAAAAAAAAAAAUAUGUAUUUAGUAAACUUCCUUCAAAAACAAGCCCACUUGAAUUUGAGCUUGACAGCCUGUAAAACACAAACCUUGUGCAGAGUCCUGGACAAAAGUUUUGCAUCACCUUCUAGAAUUAACUGAUUUUGCUUCAUAAAGUCAAAUGGAACCUGCUGAAUAAU